Molecule: messenger RNA, 1362 nt
Organism: Chenopodium quinoa (quinoa)
Lineage: Eukaryota; Viridiplantae; Streptophyta; Magnoliopsida; Caryophyllales; Amaranthaceae
Product: GATA zinc finger domain-containing protein 14-like
Exons: 3
Coding region: 111-1001 (296 amino acids)
Molecular function (GO): protein binding
Source: RefSeq, a predicted model, not a curated record
CUCUCACUCACUUCACUCCCCUUCAAUACUCAACUCAACUACUCCCUUAAAAUAAGACCUCUAAGACAAAAGAAUAAUUUAAGCAAAUAACCUAAGGAACAAUAAUAAAAAUGUUAUUAAGGAGUUCAUCAACCCCUAUCUUAAAAUCAUGGAUUCCAUCUUACUACAACAACUCCAACUCUUCUCCUAACAACAUCAAUGAACCACAAACACCACCAUGUCUUUCUAGAACCAACUCUAUCUCCACCCGAACGCCGCCGUCUUCCCCCUCAUCUUCUCCCAACCUCAACCCCAACACUAACACUAAUGGUGGUACUUACAAUAACCAUUUUAGAAGAGGUACUAUAUGCACCCCCUAUGAGCAUGAACUCGACGACCCACCCUACCCUAAAUCAACACCGUUGCAAAGGAUGUUCUCGAGCUCACGUCUCGAUGAGGAGGUUUCGACGGAGGAUAGUGGUGGAAGCGACGGUGGUGGUGGUGGUGGUGAUGGAAUGUAUGGUGGAGAUGGGUAUGGUGGUGGUGGUGGUGGUGGGUCCGGGUUUAAUGAUAAUAGUAAUAGUAAUAGUAAUAAUAAUGAGCAUGGAAAUAUAGAAGCAUAUUAUCAAAAGAUGAUCAAGUCUAAUCCUGGAGAUCCUCUCUUACUUGGUAAUUAUGCCAAGUUCUUGAAAGAUGUACGUGGAGAUUUAGCCAAGGCAGAGGAAUAUUGUGGAAGAGCCAUUCUGGCUAACCCUAGUGACGCAAACACGCUAUCCAUGUAUGCUGAUAUCAUUUGGGAGUACCGGAGGGAUGGUGAGCUGGCGGAGAGCUAUUUUGAUCAAGCUAUUAAAGCUGCUCCGGAAAAUUGUUAUAUUCAUGCUACAUAUGCAAAAUUCCUAUGGGAUGUGGACGAAGAAGAAGUAGGAGAGGAAGAAAAACAAGACAAUCAUGUUGGCAGUCCAAUUCCAUCAUCACCAUCUUAUACGGAAGAACUACAUUAUCAGUCUCCUACAAGGGUAUGAAUUAAAUAUCAAAGGUGGUUGUUUGAUCAUGAAUUGAAGGUGUAUCAUUUUGGACUUUGGAUCGUUUGAUAUCGUCAUUUACUAGCUUUUUGUAUAUAAAUAUGUACUACGUAUAUUGUAUGUAUAAUAUGUAAAUAGAGAGAAAUUUUGAGAGUAAACAAGCAUGUUAGAGAUCCCCUAUCAAUUAGGGAUUGGAUUUACCGUCGUGGAACAUCCUAUUACAUGCUUGAAUUGGAUGUAAUAUGUGUAGUAGUGAGGAAAGAAGUAGAAUAUUAAUGCGACGUCAGAUCUUUAGUUUAUAAAAUAAAAUGUAACCAGUCAUUAAGCUUUCAAUAUUUCCAUUGUUAAUUUUUUAUUAAAA